GCAGCCCAAGUAACGGGUGUAGGGUGAAGUUGCCCCUUGACACCGAUCUUGGGUCAGUUUAGCGUUUUAUUGACUAAUGUUUAAGGGUAGGAUUGGGGGAAGGGAAGCUGAUUCUAGAUCUGUACCUAGGGAAAACUUCCCCCCUGGACAGAGUGGAUGGGACUAGGGCCUCUAUUUCUUAUCCUUGUGAGACCAGUAGGUCACCCUAGUUGCUAAACUCAUUAUGAAAUCCAGUGUAUAAAACAUUAGGAACACCUGCCGCGGUGGUGGAGUUUGGGUUUUAGAAGAGGUUACAACGGUCGGUGUGGGAAGUACCUAAAGAAAGAGCGCAGAGGAACACUCAAUAAUUCAUUGUGCAGCCUUCACCAGCCUGUGCAUAGACUACCGGAACAGAUCGGAAAGAGUGAAGCAGCAGGUGGUGAUGGUGGCAAAUAGCAGUAUCCAGAGUCCAGAGGGAGGCAAGGCUGCAGCUCUAGCCACAGGCUGAGGGAUUCCAUGGACACUCAUUAACUCAAUGCCACAAAACCGGGAUUGAGUGGGAAGUCUGGGAACAUCGGCCAGCGGAGGACUGAAUGGGCGGGUCACUAACUGACUGACAGACUGCUAUGGAAGGAGCGGGAUCCACUAGAAUCUCUGUAUGUAACUCUCAGCUCAUUUCCCCAGGGGGAGUUGAGCUGGGAUCGCUCGGCUAGGAUUAGAGACCAGUGCAGAGAGUGCCUGCCUCUGCCAUUCCAUACUUCUAUCUGUAGCAGGCACAUUUGGGGCAUUGCUAUGGCAACGGGUGUAGAGUUGUCUCAUCACUUGCUCUACUAUCUCUGAUAUCUGCGGUAGAUGGCACAAGCUUGACUACUGUACACGUUGUUAUAUUCUCUUCGUUCAACAGUGAUACACUUGAAAUUCUAUGGAGCUUAUUCCAGGAAAAACGUAAUCGCAAUCAAAUCCAUGCAUGUUGAUCUAUGCUAUUAUAAAACACAUUUCUAUUUUAAGUAAUAACCAUUUUACAGAUGGGAUUAUUUACUUAUGUGUAUGUAUGACACUAGUUUAUUUGCUUUAUUUUCAAAUCAUGUACGUUCCUUUCUGAUUUCUUGACCUCGUCAUGCAAUAACUGGUGGAGGUCACCUGAGCCAUGGCCAAACAGGACUCCCUGCUGUUCCUCCAUGGCUUUGACCUGGGGGGCCUCUUCAUAGAUCCCCGGCCCCUGGGCAGCGGGGCCACUGGUCUGGUUCUGUCCGCUGUGGACAAGCGCAGUGGUCAACGGGUGGCUGUGAAGAAGCUGGUGAUGCGUGACGUGGUCAGCGUGAAGCACGCCCUGCGGGAGGUCAAGAUCACACUGCGCCUGCAGCACGAGAACGUGGUGCGCGUGCACGAGGUGCUGGGCCCCUACGGCCGCCCACUUCAUUGCGAUCCAGCCCAGCAGAGCGCCCUGUACAUCGUCCAGGAGUGCAUGGAGACGGACCUAGCUCACCUGCUGGAGCAGGGGCCAUUUCCUAGCGGGCACACCACUCUGCUCUUCUACCAGCUCCUUCGAGGCCUCAAGUUCAUCCACUCAGCCAACGUGCUGCACCGUGACCUCAAACCAGCCAACAUCUUCCUCAACACAGACCAGUUAUUGCUCAAGAUCGGCGACUUUGGCCUGGCCAGAAUCGUUGACCCACACUACUCCCAUAAGGGCUACCUGUCAGAGGGCUUGGUGACUAAAUGGUAUCGGUCUCCACACCUGUUGCUCUCUCCCAACAACUACACCAAGGCCAUUGAUAUGUGGGCAGCUGGCUGCAUCCUCGCAGAGAUGCUAACAGGACGCAUGCUCUUUGCAGGAGCCCAUGAACUGGAGCAGAUGCAGCUGAUCCUGGACACGGUGCCUGUGUUGAGGGAAGAGGACCGCCUGGACCUCCUGCAGGUCAUGCCCUCCUACAUCAGCCAUGGCUGGAAGGUCAAGAGGUCAUUUAGGGAGCUGUUCCCUGAGGUGGAUUCGGAUGCCAUUGAUUUUCUGGAGCGUAUCUUGACCUUUAACCCCAUGGACCGGCUGACGGCAGAGGAGGCCCUGUCCCAUCCCUUCCUGCAGCAGUACUCAUUUCCUCAGGACGAGCCCAUGUCGCCCCAGCCCUUCCACAUAGAGGACGAGCUGGAUGAUAGCCUGGUCACGGAGCCUGGCCACAGUCACAGCCAGGCCUUUAGCUCUCACUGGGACAGGAAUGAGACCAGCCUGUCAUCAGACUUGUGCUGGCAGCAGCAGGGUGGAUGUCAGUGCAUGCCUGGGGUCUCGGAGGUGGGCGGCCCAGAAGAGCAGGAGGUCCUGAGGGAUCCUAAGGCAGGCUCUAACCCCUUGUUGGAAGAGGCCCAGGUGGACCCUCGCAAGUAUUCCAACAGCAGCUCCGCCGAGCGCUUCCUGGACCACUCCCACUCCUCUCUGGAGCGUGCUUGUGGGAGCGGGGCCUACACUGAGAUGGACUGUGGCCGCUCCUGUGACUACAAAGUGGGCUCUCCUUCCUAUCUAGAUAAGAUCGCGUGGAGGGAAGACAAGCCGCAGCACUACUCCGAGCCCAAACUGAUCCUGGACCUGUCUCACUGGAAGAGGAACAGCCAGCUGCCGGUGCCUGAGCCUAGAGGGGCCAAUGUGGAGGAGCUGCCUGUAAAGGAGUCGCCUGAGGACCUAUUCCAGGAGAUCUCUCGCUGGGUGGAGAGCACUCAGUCUCGCCUCCACUCCCCCAGCCUGCCCCAGGAACCCCUGCCCUACCCCAGCUCACCCCCGCUGCCCCUCUCUCCUACUUCCCUCCCCGCCCCCCUCUUCCACUGCUGUUCGCCGGUCAUACGGCCGUCAGCUGGACUGGACGAGGACGAAACACUCAGCCCACCUGCCUCGUCCCGCUCCCCUCCCUCAUCUCCUCCGUCAAUGUCACCGCCGAUUCCUUCGUCGAUCCAUGAGCGCCUCCAGAUGCUUCCCUCCAGGGGGCAAGGGGGCCCGUUUGACCUGGAUGUGUUCAUCACUCGAGCCCUGAAGCUGUGUGGUCAGAGUGAGGACCUGGGUGGAAACCCAGACGGGGCCAAACAGGCCAACAUCAAUGGCGUAUCCAGGCUCCCAGAGCGCAGGUCAUCCCCAAGUCAGACUCCCAACUCCUGAAAGGAUGGGUCCAAGGAAACGCAGAGAGCACUGGUAGACUGAAUAGUGAAAGAUUGUAGAAAAAGGGAAGUUGCACAUGAUUUAAUGGGUAAAAUAGUUUUUUAUUUACCCAUAAAUCAUUGGGGUGUGCAACUGUCUUUACUUGUUCGUUUUACAGUAUCUAACCGAAAGGUUAUGUAAUAGGCCUAUGUUGCAUAAAAGCAGCGAUCGUACUCAUUACAAGAAUGCCUGCAAAUGAUCAACAUUUGGUUGGAGAGAGGAAUUCCCAGGUAUUCCAUAGCAGAAUAGGUUGAAGUGAACGCAACCAGCUAUAUUUAUUUAAAUGUCUGUUGAAAUUACUCUUUUAAACAUAACCCUUUCGUUAAGAUAUCUUCAGAAUGUGAGUAGCUAUACAGUAGGUCUUCCUGCAGCAAAUAGCUAUUUAGAAUGAUACAAAUAUCUUCCAUUUAGUGGGAAGUAUUUCCUAUAAAGAAAGAUGUGUAUUUAUAGAUACACAUCAUAGCAUAAUAACAGUUAUCGCUGGUCCAGGGCGUUAGUGUGCGUUCCUACACUAAGGAACGUGUUAGUGGAGGAACGCUCACUAAUGACCUGGACCAGAGCUAAAGAACAGAUAAAGGGAGAUGGCCCCUGGGAAUCCUAGAAUGAUGUUGAUCCUUUUCAACGUUUUACUGUGAACUCUGCUGCUGAGCUUUCCAACAGUAUGCCUUGUAAAAUUGUAUACAUUGAACUACUGUUUCUUGCAGCAUCUUCCAGAUGCAUGUAAUUGUUUGUUGACAGUUUAAGGUACAGCUUUUGUGGAUUUUUGUUUGUUAUUAUUUAGCUGAAAAGGAGUUCUCACGGUAAUACAGUAAGAUAUCUCUGUCUAGCUUCUGCACACUCACGUUCUCAUCACAGGGAGAUAUCAACAGAACAGUGACAACACUGUAGUCAGCCUAUAGCUGAUUAUCGUCACCAAGCUGACAUCAGAAAGCCUUCGGAGUAGUCAUGCACAAGGACCAACAGCUAAAAGGUCACACACUCCUCAUCAAGCACUCUACACUCCUUGGCUGCGUCCCAAACUGCACCCUAUUAUUCCCUUUUCACCAAAGCCCUUUGGGGGUGAAAGGCCCAUUAGUCAAAAAUGUGAUUGUCCUGUGUUUUUAUAUAUAUUUCUACAAUAUGAGGUUGCAAUAAUAUUGUGAAAUUGAUGAUGCCCUUUUAGUGUAAGAGCAGUUUGAAAAGACCGCCUGAAAUGUGCCUGUUUUGGUGGGCUGGAGUUUUGGCCUUUCCAUGGUGACGUCACCAUGAGGUAAAUUAGUUAAUAGACCAAUAAGAAAGAGUUCCAAACCUCUCUGCCAAUAACAGCUUGAUUUCAGUUUUCCCCUCCCCACUCCCAGACAGUCUAGCGGAAUUCUUGCUAAGAAGCUAUCUUUGUUGAUUUUUGACAAUUUUUAAUUGAAAACAAUCACAGUAAGGUACUUCAUUGUUACCCAUAAGUGAUUUGAUAUUGAGAUAAAAAUGGCUCCAUUGGACCUUUUUUAAGGUUCCAAUUGGGGGACAGCCCUUGUCUCCUGCUUUUACCAUCGUUCCUACUAGUCAAUUACAGCUAAAGUUCCAGAAUGGUUGGAAUUCAUAAUGAUAUUAUACUCCUGAGUCAUGAGCAAUUAAUCAUUGCACAAUAUCACGUGACAUUAUAAAGGGGACACAAUAAGCUAGCAUAGUCAAUUCUGGGAAUUGCAGGGUGCAAACUGUUUUCAGAGCAGUGCAAUGUCAUUUUAACAUACAAAAAGCACAUCGGACAGACACUGCCAGGGACCAGGUUCUUAAAGGCCAAUUAGGCUUCAUGUGCAGUUUCAGAUGCUAUCUGGGCCAGUCCAUGUUAUUUUAUUGGUAAAAAAGGAGUCUGUAAUAAUAUCAGAAAUAUCUUAUUAGAUCCAAUGUGCUUGUUGAGACAGAAUUAUGUUCCUUUUAGUCUGGGAGUCAGGUUAUGAAUGUGCCUCAGAAUAGGCCUACAGCUCAAUGCUUCCAGCUCACUGAAUGUAAUAGCUUGAUCCUUGAUGAAAACUGUCAAAUGAUUUUAACUAUAUAAAUUGUGGACCAUCUUAACUUGAGGGUGGUCUGCUUGUAUCACAUAUGGUAGAAUCUGCAGCUUUCAAAGCAGAAAUCAAUUUGCACUAUCCCUUUCGCAGUUCCUCUUUUGCUGAUCAACUAAAAAUAAAAGUUUACUAAA
Messenger RNA from Coregonus clupeaformis (lake whitefish), 5327 nucleotides. RefSeq names its product mitogen-activated protein kinase 4 (gene mapk4). Bases 1127 to 3118 code for a protein of 663 amino acids. Gene Ontology annotation, molecular function: MAP kinase activity; ATP binding. Gene Ontology annotation, cellular component: nucleus; cytoplasm. The transcript has 6 exons. The record is from RefSeq and is a predicted model, not a curated record. Gene Ontology annotation, biological process: protein phosphorylation; intracellular signal transduction; cell surface receptor signaling pathway. NCBI's taxonomy places the organism in Eukaryota, Metazoa, Chordata, Actinopteri, Salmoniformes, Salmonidae.